Zasmidium cellare ATCC 36951 is the source of this 381-nucleotide messenger RNA. RefSeq lists its product as uncharacterized. Lineage: Eukaryota; Fungi; Ascomycota; Dothideomycetes; Mycosphaerellales; Mycosphaerellaceae. The transcript has a single exon. The record is from RefSeq and is a predicted model, not a curated record. The coding region runs from base 1 to 381 and encodes 126 amino acids.
AUGUCCCUCCUCGCCAAUUCUGUCUUUUCAGAUACGCUAUUAGCCCUCAGAGACCGGCAUCCCGCGGGCACUAUUUGGGGUGGCGAUGACGUGGAUGCCUCUGUCUUUCCAGCGCAAGUCUUUCUCACCAAAUGGACAUGCGAUGCGGUGUGGAGUGAUGAAGCUAUAAUCUGUGUUAGACUCCGCCUUUACGUGUCGACUCAUCGGCCUAUGUACGUACAAGUAGCCGCCGCGCGGAAACUCGACGAUCCAUGGCGUCUGAAAGGGCGGCCCUCACAGCUUGUGUCGUUAAGUGGAAGAGCUCACGGUACCCGUCAUCAUGCUCUUGAGGAUCGAAGUAGAUCUGUUGGCAUCAGCAGUAAAGAGAACAUGCCAGACUGA